This is a messenger RNA of Symphalangus syndactylus (siamang), 1026 nucleotides long. RefSeq names its product lithostathine-1-alpha-like. NCBI's taxonomy places the organism in Eukaryota, Metazoa, Chordata, Mammalia, Primates, Hylobatidae. The record is from RefSeq and is a predicted model, not a curated record.
GGCCAAAUGCCCUCAUUUGAACAGGCACAGAAUGCUGGAAGACAUCUACAGGGACCUGGGGCAACUCAGUAUUGCUGCAUAUCUGCCAAACUUUCCUGGUUCCUUCCUGUUUUCCAGACCUGGCUCCCCAGCAUCCCAAACUGCUAAAGACCAUAGGAACUGGACACCUGGUUGCUGCUGAGGAAGGGCAAAGCCUGACUUGCACUUGAACAGUUUGCCAAUCUGUUUGUGCUCUGUUCUCAGACCCUGUAAUAAACCUCCAACCAGUGCCUGGCCCAACAAGCCACUUCAGACCCAGCAAACGGAUUGCUGAUUUGCUCCUUAAGCAAGAGAUUCACUGCUGCUCAGCAUGGCUCAGACCAACUCAUGCUUCAUGCUGAUCUCCUGCCUGAUGUGCCUGUCUUUGAGCCAAGGCCAAGAGGUCCAGACAGACUUGCCCAAGGCCCGUAUCAGCUGCCCAGAAGGCACGAAUGCCUAUGGCUCCUACUGCUACUACUUUAAUGAAGACCUUGAGACCUGGGUUGAUGCAGAUCUCUACUGCCAGAACAUGAAUUCAGGCAACCUGGUGUCUGUGCUCACCCAGGCCGAGGGCGCCUUCGUGGCCUCACUGAUUAAGGAAACUAGCACUGAUGAUGGCAAUGUCUGGAUUGGCCUCUAUGACCCCAAAAAGAACCGCCGUUGGCACUGGAGCAGUGGGUCCCUGGUCUCCUACAAAUCCUGGGUCAUUGGAUCCCCAAGCAGUAUCAAUCCUGGCUACUGUGUGAGCCUGACUUCAAGCUCAGGAUUCAAGGGAUGGAAGGAUGUGUCUUGUGAAGAAAAGUUUUCCUUUGUCUGCAAGUUCAAAAACUAGAGGCACUGGAAAAUGGACGUAUAGAAGUGAUCCUGCAAUUACUACAGAGUCAAAAAUUAAACUGGACCACAUCUCCAACUCAGUUCAAACCCUCUCUUCUCUACUGAAUUUGCAUCGGUAACCUUCAGUACCUUACCCACCGCUAAGUCUCCGGAGCCUGAAACAAUAAAAAUAAA